Messenger RNA from Exophiala dermatitidis NIH/UT8656, 4062 nucleotides. Its product is annotated as 2-dehydropantoate 2-reductase. Bases 786 to 3095 code for a protein of 769 amino acids. Lineage: Eukaryota; Fungi; Ascomycota; Eurotiomycetes; Chaetothyriales; Herpotrichiellaceae. Gene Ontology annotation, molecular function: oxidoreductase activity. Gene Ontology annotation, cellular component: cytoplasm. The transcript has 5 exons. The record is from RefSeq and is a predicted model, not a curated record.
CAAAUAACAACCUUUUAAUCUUCAACCCCCGGCACAGCGCGGGUCUUCAGGCACUCAAACCUUCUUUAAGCCCUCGGCGGCGGCGGGUGCUUGUGGGUGGUUUCCAUACCUUACGUGUACUUUACCUGACGGACUGCGAGUUACUGGGCAGAUCGCUUCCCGCUCCCUCGUUUCGUCUUGUCCUGUCCUGUCCUGUUUCGAUUUGCGCUUCACAAUCGUCGCGCCCGCAAGCUUCGGCCACUCAACCACUCUCCCUUUCAUCACCGCAGCCACUGCACCACGCACCCUCAUUCUCAGUCCCCUUCACCUAAUUGUGCUACUCAUCCGCCUCCUAUCGGACCACGCUCGUUAUUUCGUUCCCAGCUGCAGUAGGAGGGCUGCUCUUGUUGAGAUCCCCCCCCCUGUGACGACUGUUUGAUCCUUCAGGCCUCCGGGUGCUGGCUACGAAGUCGCGGUGCUUGUGCUUGCGUGCGUGCCAACUGCAACCUCAAAUCUUCACUCAACCUCACCUCCGUCUCUCGUUCCAAUCAACUCAAUGUCGCCGACCACCUACUGAAGCGUCUCCCACUCGUUCGUCCCUGUCGCUGCCACUUUCCUGGGUCUUUGUCCUUCGGAAAAGAGACCUGGAGAAGCUUUGAUUGUGAUUUAUUUGGAAGACAAGCAAUAAUUUUGGUCGAUUUGAAUUGCGACCACUCUCGAACACAACUACUCCUCGAACGUGCCUGCUUCAGGCCGUUUGUUGUAUUAAUUGACAAUCACUUUCACGAACGUGCUUCUCUCACACAAUGGCACCUGCUCCGCCCCGUCUACGAAUUGUCUCAGUCGGCGGAAAUGCGGUGUCCGCGUUCCUAUCCUGGCGAUUACAGGCCACAAAUGCCUGCGAUGUGACACUGGUCUGGAAAGCCAACUAUCAGAGUGUUGCGCAGUAUGGUAUUUCGUUCAAAUCUCAACUUUUCGGGAACGAACGAUUCAAGCCACGAUACGUCGUCCAAAGUCCCGAAGAUGCCGCGAGUCAGCAAGCCGCUUUUGACUAUGUGAUCCUCUGCGUCAAGGCACUCCCAGACGUCUACAACCUGGCAGACAUCAUCCAAUCCGUCGUCACGCCUCAACACACUUGUAUUCUGGUGAACACUACCAAUACGCUGGGGGUGGAGAAGCAACUCGAAGAGAGAUUUCCCUCAAACGUCGUUUUGUCCCUUGUGUCUGGAGCCGAUCUCAAGCAACUUGGCUCGAGUGAGUUCGAGCACAGUGGUUCUACAGAAAUUUGGGUCGGUCCCGCCAGCCAGAACUCGGCCAUCCCGGAAUCAAUUCAACGCGAUAUGUCUGAAGCCCUAGCAAUGACUUUGACAACCGCACAAGUCGAUUGCAAAGUGUCGACCAACAUCAAGCAGCAACAGUACGAGAGGAUGAUCGGGCCCAUUGCGUUUCACCCUACUAGUGUCCUCUUUGAGACUCCCAACCUCUCCGACUUGGUCCGCAUCCCUGGCGUCGAGAACCUCAUUUCGGAACUGAUCGAAGAGCUACUGCAAAUAGCCUCUGCACAACACUGCAAAUUCCCUGGCGACUUCAAGAAGAAAACGAUGGAUACCAUGCUUGGGGGUAAUCAGGAGCCGAGCACAAUGUAUCAGGACUUCACCGCGCGGCGACCCAUGGAGGUCGAGACAUAUCUCGGUUCUCCAGUGGAACUAGCGAAGAGCGUCAAUGUCAAGGUACCGCGGCUAGAGACCUUGUAUACCAUGCUGCGUCACCUCAACACUGUGAACAAAGACCGCCCUCCUGCGAGCGCGACUCCAUCCAGCUUGCCUCAGUCGCCAUCCAUGACCCAACCACCUCCUCGGACCAUGUCUCUAUCCAACCCACCGCCGCCACGCCAGGUCAAUGCCUCGUUGAACGGGGGCCCAGGGCCAAGACCAAUGAGAGGUCCUCCUCCCCCGGGUGUCCCCAUGGGUGGCCCAAUGGGUCCCCCCGGUAUGCGGCGUGGCCCUCCACCCGUGAAUGGAUUCCGAGGCAUGCCGAACGGCCAGCCGCCACGAGGGCCGCCUCCAAUGCGACGGCGACCAUCCUAUGAUGAGACCAACUUGGACGAGUUCAGUCAUGUCGUCCUCUAUGAUGAAUUGCCAGAUGGCGAAGUUCCAGUUGGCGGAGGAGCAUACCCAGAACAUCCUGGUGGCCCUAAUGGUGUUGCGAUGAGGGAGAGAGAAAUCAUGCUAAGAGCCAAGCAAUUACAUCUGAAGCAACAAGAAAUGGCAAUGAAGGGCCGCGGUGGGCGGAGGACCUCGCACAACCGGUAUCAAGAUCUGGAUGAUGAGGAUGACGAGGACGACUAUUUCGACCCCAUGCAGGCACGCGGACCGCCACCGGUACCUGUCGAUCCUGACAAUUUCGAUAUGAUGAGCGUUACUUCAAGACGGACCAAGCGAACCGACAGCCAGAGCCAGCUUCGUAAGGACGCAUUCAUGAACGGCAACGGUAUGCGACCCGGCUCUUAUGGACGACCCAACCAUGGUGGAAGACACCGGACCAGCACGCAGAUCCUUUCCGACAUGCCGGUCCUGGGUUCAAACAUUCUUGACAAUCCUAUGAUGGGCUUCUCCUCCAACCGGUACGGCUCGGUUGAUCGAAAAGAGAUUGCAGAGGAAUCUCGUGCCAAUUCUUUGACAGCAAGUCGUCUGCAAGAAAUGGGUAUCAACGGCGGACCAUAUCCUGCACCGCCUAGUCGUCGGACAAGCCGGUCACCUGGCAAUCCGUUCGCCCCUUCUGGCAGGGUGUCAGGUAGACCUUCACCACCCAACGACCCCUACAUGCAGGGAGGAGCACCACCGCGCAACGGCAGGCCGUCCCCGCCGGGCGGUGUACGAGCUCCCGUACCGAGAUAUCCUCCCGGUCACGGCAACAUGAUUCAUCCACAGCAAGUUGAACAGGCUGGAGUGAGCAAACCAUUCCCACCGCCCAAAGCCCCUGUCAAGAGUCUAACUGGAAGUGCCAGUGCUAGCGCGGGAAGUGGUGACAGUGGUAGUGCCAACAUUGAAUCUGAGCCUUCAGCUCACAGCAGCACAAGCAGCUUUGUGGCUCGGCAAGUGCUGAGUGCUCAAUAGAGCUAGCUCUGGCUUGCUGGACUUGCUGGACUGAAUUGCACUGAAUAUGCGCACUGGGUCGGCUAGCUGGCUUUGCAACCAUUGACGAGCGGUUUACCUUUCUUGAGUUCACCUUUGCGGCACGGCAUCAGCAUAUAUGUCCAACUGUUACUCUUGUUUUGCGUAUACUUUUUAAUGACAGCUCUCCCCGUUUCCACCCUUUACGAUCUGGAGGCCGUUGAUGGACUCCGCACAACACCAACAACAACAACAAAAGCAUUGAGACGAGACUGGUGGACGGCUCGCGGCCGAGUGGAAAUAUUGGAACAUUCGACCUUUUUUUCCCUUCUUUUCGAGUACAUACAGCAUUGCAAGGAAACGACUGGCACCCCCAUCGCACACGGCUUGAUGCUCUGUGACAGUCCUGGAGUCGCGCUGUUGACGGGAUGAUUGGAACGGUUUUUCCGAGGAGCCCGGUCGGAUUCGUUUCCGGCUGCGAGAAGGAUUGGAGACAGGAACUUUUUGUAUUCCAUUACUCGAGACAUACACUUUUUUUUCAGGCACACGAACACGAUUGGAACCGGAAUGAAUAAUUAUGCUAGGAUUUUGCAUGAAAAACAGGGCUCGGGAUGGUCGUGGAUGGCGGGUGCACAACAACACGAGAAUGGACCAGGGAUGGCGUCCAGGCGAGCAGAGUAAUUAAUCCAACGAAUGCAAUCAAAGUCGCGAGAAGUAAACUCUGUUCAGCGUAGUUUUGACCGGUGUGGCAUGGGGUUUGGCUGCUGGUGGUCAGCGUUCGCGAACGUGCAGAUUUGAACCAGAUGGGAGAGGUGCCCUACCUUAUUUGAGCGAUACACAAUCAAGGACAGUGCAGCUUGUAGUAGGAGGGCAAGGGCUGCAGGAGGCUGAGAUGGCGGUCUUGUACGUUAUUAUUAUUGUCCAUCAUGAUGAGGGCCACAAUCCUGUUCUGACCUCGGGGCAUUGAAAC